This is a messenger RNA of Diospyros lotus (date-plum), 1294 nucleotides long. RefSeq names its product universal stress protein PHOS34-like. NCBI's taxonomy places the organism in Eukaryota, Viridiplantae, Streptophyta, Magnoliopsida, Ericales, Ebenaceae. The transcript has 2 exons. The record is from RefSeq and is a predicted model, not a curated record. The coding region runs from base 242 to 937 and encodes 231 amino acids.
UAUCACCAAUUAGUAGAGGAAACACAACAAUGCCUUGUGUAGCUGGACUCGGCGCCACCGCCCGCCGCGCCACCUAAUCUACCCACCACCGCAUGUUAUUGUUAGAAAACCCUCUCAAAGCCCCAAAUUUUCAACUCUCUUUCUGGCUGCGUUGGAGACGACCAAAGACCCAAUUUUUAGUUGUAUUUAUCCAUAUCUAUUUAGUUGUCUAGAAGACUAGAAGUGAGUAUAAUAUUCAAGCAUGGCAUCGCCGAAGAAACCGUCGCCGGCGAUAAUGGUCCAGCCGGCGUCCCCUAGGUUCCAGUCGGCGGGGGCCAAACGGAGGGUAGCGAUAGCGGUGGAUCUGAGCGACGAUAGUGCCAACGCCGUGAAAUGGGCCAUCCAGAAUUACCUCCGUCCGGGCGACGCCGUGAUCCUCCUCCACGUCCGCCCGACUUCCGUCCUGUACGGCGCCGACUGGGGCGCGAUCGACAUGGCGGUGGCUGACGAAAACAGUACCGACGAGGAGUCCCAGAGGAAGCUGGAGGAAGAUUUCGACGCCUUUACGGCUUCGAAGGCCAACGAUCUGGCUCAGCCGCUAGUCGAGGCUCAGAUCCCCUUCAAGAUCCACAUAGUAAAGGACCACGAUAUGAAGGAGAGGCUGUGCCUCGAGGUCGAGAGGUUAGGGCUGAGUGCGGUGAUUAUGGGAAGCCGAGGAUUUGGGGCUUCGCGACGCAGCACCAAGCGGCGACUUGGGAGUGUGAGUGAUUACUGUGUGCAUCACUGUGUUUGUCCAGUUGUUGUUGUCAGGUGUCCCGAUGGUAAUGACGGCGGUGCUUCCGGCGAUAUUUCCGGCCGUGUUGGGAAGGGAGGUGAGGGUUUACACCCGGUGCCGGAGGAGGAGGGUGAAUAUCAUGAUGCUUCUGAUCGGCAAACAGAUGCGGAUAAAGCUUCUUGAGCAAAUAAAGGAUAUGGGGAAAUCAAAACCCAUGGAAGAUGGAAGCUGAGAUGGCUGGAGUUGAUGAAACUAUCUUCGGAGGAAUGGAUUUUGGCUGUGUGAAAAAAUGCAGUGUGGUAGUUAGGUCCUUCUUCGAGUCCUUUUUCUGUGCACAUACAACAUUAGUGGUGUUUCAAAACCAUGAAGUUCGGAAUGGAUCUUAUUGUUGAUCGAUUUCCUUUCGUAGAUUUUGGGUUUUAAAUGGGUUUGGUUUCUUUCCCUGUGGCUGCAGUCCCUGUCCGGGUACUGCUUUGCAGCAGCUUCUUGUGUUAAAUUUAACCAGAAGAUGGUAAAGCUGAUGAUGCUUGUUUUUGUGAA